Messenger RNA from Malaclemys terrapin pileata, 764 nucleotides. It is a transcript of the gene C1QL1, whose product is annotated as complement C1q like 1. The record is from RefSeq and is a predicted model, not a curated record. Bases 12 to 764 code for a protein of 250 amino acids. NCBI's taxonomy places the organism in Eukaryota, Metazoa, Chordata, Testudines, Emydidae. The transcript has 2 exons. Gene Ontology annotation, molecular function: protein binding.
UCGGCGUGGUGAUGCUGCUGGCGCUGGUCAUCCUCAUCCCGGCGCUGGUGAGCUCGGCGGGCGCGGACGGGCGCUACGAGAUGCUGGGCACCUGCCGCAUGGUCUGCGACCCCUACCUGGGCCGGGCGGCCGCCACCGCCAGCGCCCGCCCGGAGCCCGACACCCCCGGCGGGCCCCCGCCGCCCUCCACGCUGGUGCAGGGGCCGCAGGGCAAACCGGGCCGGCCGGGCAAGCCGGGGCCGUCGGGGGAGCCGGGCCCGCCGGGGGCCAUGGGCCCGCCCGGGGAGAAGGGCGAGCCCGGCAAGCCGGGGCCCCCCGGCCCGGCGGGGGGCAGCGGCGCCUUCAGCACCGCCACGUACAGCACCGCGCCCCGCGUGGCUUUCUACGCCGGGCUCAAGAACCCGCACGAGGGCUACGAGAUCCUCAAGUUCGACGACGUGGUGACCAACCUGGGCAACAGCUACGAGGCGGCCACGGGCAAGUUCACGUGCAGCGUCCCGGGCACCUACUUCUUCACCUACCACGUGCUGAUGCGCGGCGGGGACGGCACCAGCAUGUGGGCGGAUCUGUGCAAGAACGGGCAGGUGCGGGCCAGCGCCAUCGCGCAGGAUGCUGACCAGAACUACGACUACGCCAGCAACAGCGUCAUCCUGCACCUGGAUGCCGGCGACGAGGUCUUCAUCAAACUGGACGGCGGCAAGGCGCACGGGGGAAACAACAACAAAUACAGCACGUUCUCGGGCUUCAUCAUCUACUCGGACUGA